Acinonyx jubatus (cheetah) is the source of this 2511-nucleotide messenger RNA. It is a transcript of the gene AKT1, whose product is annotated as AKT serine/threonine kinase 1. Gene Ontology annotation, molecular function: ATP binding; protein serine/threonine kinase activity. The record is from RefSeq and is a predicted model, not a curated record. Bases 253 to 1695 code for a protein of 480 amino acids. NCBI's taxonomy places the organism in Eukaryota, Metazoa, Chordata, Mammalia, Carnivora, Felidae. Gene Ontology annotation, biological process: protein phosphorylation. The transcript has 14 exons.
GAGCUCCGGGCCCGGCGGCGCACGAGGCCCGCCCAGCAGCGCCCGCCCGCCGCCGCCUCCAGCCCGGCCCCGCCCGGCGCGCGCGCGGGGAUGCCGAGCGGCGGGCGCCGGAGGCCGCGGCCCGGCUAGGCCCGCGCUCGGCCCGGACGCGGCGCCCGAGGCUGGGUGCACUGGCUGGGCUCGGGGAGACCCUGCUGAGAGGGGACGGUGAGCGGCGCCCCGGCUGGCCCGGCCCUACCGGAACAGGGCACCAUGAACGACGUGGCCAUCGUGAAGGAGGGUUGGCUGCACAAGAGAGGGGAAUACAUCAAGACCUGGAGGCCCCGGUACUUCCUCCUCAAGAACGACGGCACCUUCAUCGGCUACAAGGAGCGGCCACAGGACGUGGAGCAGAGAGAGUCCCCGCUCAACAACUUCUCUGUGGCGCAGUGUCAGCUGAUGAAGACGGAGCGGCCCAGGCCCAACACCUUCAUCAUCCGCUGCCUGCAGUGGACCACGGUCAUCGAGCGCACCUUCCACGUGGAGACCCCCGAAGAGCGGGAGGAGUGGACCACCGCCAUCCAGACGGUGGCCGACGGGCUCAAGAGGCAGGAGGAGGAAAUGAUGGACUUCCGGUCGGGCUCGCCCAGCGACAACUCGGGGGCCGAGGAGAUGGAGGUGUCCCUGGCCAAGCCCAAGCACCGCGUGACCAUGAACGAGUUUGAGUACCUGAAGCUGCUGGGGAAAGGCACGUUCGGGAAGGUGAUCCUGGUGAAGGAGAAGGCCACGGGCCGCUACUACGCCAUGAAGAUCCUCAAGAAGGAGGUCAUCGUGGCCAAGGAUGAGGUGGCCCACACGCUCACAGAGAACCGCGUUCUCCAGAACUCUCGGCACCCUUUCCUGACGGCCCUGAAGUACUCCUUCCAGACCCACGACCGUCUCUGCUUCGUCAUGGAGUAUGCCAAUGGGGGCGAGCUCUUCUUCCACUUGUCCCGGGAGCGGGUCUUCCCCGAGGACCGUGCGCGCUUCUACGGCGCCGAGAUCGUGUCCGCCCUGGACUACCUGCACUCCGAGAAGAACGUGGUCUACCGCGAUCUCAAGCUGGAGAACCUCAUGCUGGACAAGGACGGGCACAUCAAGAUCACCGACUUCGGCCUGUGCAAGGAGGGCAUCAAGGACGGUGCCACCAUGAAGACCUUCUGCGGGACGCCCGAGUACCUGGCCCCCGAGGUGCUGGAGGACAACGACUACGGCCGCGCGGUCGACUGGUGGGGGCUGGGCGUGGUCAUGUACGAGAUGCUGUGCGGCCGCCUGCCCUUCUACAACCAGGACCACGAGAAGCUCUUCGAGCUCAUCCUCAUGGAGGAGCUCCGCUUCCCGCGCACGCUCAGCCCCGAGGCCAAGUCCCUGCUGUCGGGGCUGCUCAAGAAGGACCCUAAGCAGAGGCUGGGAGGGGGCGCCGAGGACGCCAAGGAGAUCAUGCAGCACCGCUUUUUCGCCAGCAUCGUGUGGCAGGACGUGUACGAGAAGAAGCUCAGUCCGCCCUUCAAGCCCCAGGUCACCUCAGAGACGGACACCAGGUAUUUUGAUGAGGAGUUCACGGCCCAGAUGAUCACCAUCACGCCCCCCGACCAAGGCGACAGCGUGGAGGGCGAGGACAGCGAGCGGAGGCCCCACUUCCCCCAGUUCUCCUAUUCCGCCAGCGGCACGGCCUGAGGAGGCCAGCAGCGGACUCCGACGCCGGCUUCAGGGGACGGGGAGGAAGCCUCGCGGACAAUCCGAUCCCUAGUUCGUGUUGUGUCCGAGGGGAGCCGCCUCGGAGCGCGGUGGGAAGGCCUUCGUGCUGCGGGAGGGGCGGCCCGCCUGGGAGGGAAGGGGUCCUGCGGGUCUUUCUAAUUUAUUUCGUCUAGCUCUCCAGACGUGGCCUUGGCCUUCAGAACAAUUAGACUCGCAUAGGAAAGGGUCCAGGACUUCUGCAGCCACGUGCAAUUGGGGGCCCGGGAGGGCUCUGUCCCCGGCCCCUCCGUCCCUCCAGCCAGCGGUCCCUGGCUGCCACCUGUCUCGGCCCAGCCCCCGGGACCCCAGAAGCGCCCGGCGGUGACGCGCUGGCCCGGUUCCCUCGGCGUCCUGGCGGGGAGCGGCUCUUGAGUGGGGCCAGGGCGGGGGCGGGGGCAGGGGCAGGGGCAGGGGCAGGCGGGGGCCGGAGGCUGAGAACGAGGUUGCGAUCUGUUGCUGUGUAAUACGCUAUCACGUGCAUUUGGGGUUUUUUCAUCUUAGUGACAAGAAAGCCCCUCCCUCCCGCCCUCUUUUCCCUUUGGGGCACCUCAACGGUGUCCCCAGGUAGCACUCUUCUGUCGAGAAGCUUCACUGUCCCGCCACGCGCCCCACGCCCUCUGGAGGGGCCUUCAGCGCGCCCUCUGUGCCUCCGGGCCGGACUCCGUGCUGCAUGGGGGCGCUUUUUACAUUCAACUUUACUAUUUUUACUAUUAUGAGACUUUCCCUCCAAAUUCUUCAAUAAACACUGCUUUUCAA